UACGUUAUCAUCCUCAUGGCUCUUUACUGGUGUACAGAGUGUAUGCCUCUGGCUGUGACGUCCCUGCUGCCAGUCGUCCUCUUCCCCAUGAUGGGCAUCAUGAAGGCUGGAGACGUCAGUAUUGAGUAUCUGAAAGACUCUAACAUGCUGUUCAUUGGUGGGCUGUUGGUGGCCAUCGCAGUGGAGCACUGGAGCCUUCAUAAGCGCAUCGCUCUCCAAGUUCUGCUGCUGGUUGGCGUUCGUCCGGCCCUGUUAAUGCUGGGCUUCAUGAUCGUCUCGUCCUUCCUGUCCAUGUGGAUCAGCAACUCGGCCACCACCGCCAUGAUGCUGCCCAUUGCCCAGGCCGUGCUGCAGCAGCUGAAGGCCACAGAGGCUCGGGCGGACGAGCGAGAUUUCCAGACUGCAGCCGAGGACAACCACGCGUUUGAGAUGGAGAUCGGACAAACUAAAGAGGAAAAGAUGGACGAGAAACAGCCAGACACCAAGGUUGAGCUGGAGGACGCAGAGUAUGAGCAUGAGUGGAAGCCAGAGUCACUGCUGGAGUCCAAGAGGAAAGCGAUGGAGUCAAAGUACCAGCUCCUGACCAAAGGGAUGAGUCUGAGUGUGUGUUACGCUGCCAGCAUCGGAGGCACGGCCACGCUCACCGGCACAACCCCUAACAUCAUCCUUAAGGGUCAAAUCGACAAGCUCUUCCCUGGGAACAAUGAUGUCAUCAACUUUGCCAGCUGGUUCAGCUUCGCUUUUCCCAACGCAAUGCUCAUGCUGGUGUUGGCCUUUCUCUGGCUUCAGUUUAUGUUCCUAGGCUUCAACAUGAAGCAAUCAUUCGGCUGUGGCUACAAAAGCGACCGAGAUAAGGAGGCGUACACGGUAAUAAAGCAGGAGUACAAAAAGCUGGGGCGCGCUCCGUUCGCUGAGUGGGCAGUGCUCACCAUCUUUGUCCUGCUGAUAGCCCUGUGGUUCACCAGGGAGCCGGGCUUCAUCGACGGCUGGGCUACUGUGCUCUUCAAUAAGGGGGGACCAUUUGUAACCGAUGGAACCGUCGCUAUCUUGAUGUCGAUGCUUUUCUUCGUCAUCCCCUCCCAGAUGCCCAAGUGUGGAGGCUACGGCAACAAUGACGAAGGUAAAAUGUUGAACGCUCCCUCCACGCUGCUGAACUGGCAGGUGGUCCACGAGCGAAUGCCCUGGCACAUCAUCCUGCUGCUGGGAGGAGGAUUCGCUCUGGCUGCUGGCAGUGAGGAGUCCGGUCUGUCCAAGUGGCUGGGAGAUAGCUUGGCCCCCCUGCAGCAGAUUCCCCCCUACGCCAUCUCGUUGCUGCUCUGCAUGCUGGUGGCAACGUUCACCGAGUGCUCCAGCAACACGGCCACCACCAACCUGUUCCUGCCCAUCCUGGCCUCAAUGGCCAUAGCUAUCAAGAUACACCCGCUGUACGUGAUGAUUCCCUGCACCAUUGCUGCCUCUCUGGCCUUCAUGCUGCCUGUGGCCACACCCCCUAACGCCAUCGCCUUUUCUUUUGGAAAACUCAAAGUCAUGGACAUGGUGAAAACUGGCUUUGUGCUGAACGUCAUUGGGAUUCUGACAGUUAAUUUAGGCAUCAACACCUGGGGAAACACCAUAUUUGACUUGGGCACCGUACCUCAUUGGGUCAACGUUACAAACGACAAACCUUGA
Messenger RNA from Cyclopterus lumpus (lumpfish), 1668 nucleotides. RefSeq names its product solute carrier family 13 member 2-like. The coding region runs from base 16 to 1668 and encodes 550 amino acids. Gene Ontology annotation, molecular function: transmembrane transporter activity. Gene Ontology annotation, cellular component: membrane. NCBI's taxonomy places the organism in Eukaryota, Metazoa, Chordata, Actinopteri, Perciformes, Cyclopteridae. Gene Ontology annotation, biological process: monoatomic anion transmembrane transport. The transcript is spliced from 11 exons. The record is from RefSeq and is a predicted model, not a curated record.